GUUAACUAUAAUGUUUAUUGUUAGUGUUAAAUGUCAUUUCAAUUCUAAUAUUGUAAUAGGAUUACAUUAUUUUAUUUGAAAAAGAAAUAUAAGAUAAGCUUAUUUGUUCAGUCAUCCUGCGCUUAUAUGGACUACCGAAAAUACAUGUUAAGUUCUCCAUACCACAGAAUCGCCAAAUGGUUAGCGGAAAAAUUGGAACCGGUUAGAAGGCAAGUAUGUAAACAUUCUAUUCAUGAUACUUUUCAAUUUAUUGAUCGUAUUAAGGACGUUAAUGCUUCCGAAAAACACAUGUUCUCGCUUGACGUUAAUUCUUUGUUCACUAGCGUACCUUUAACCGAAACAAUAUGUUAUUUAUGUUUGCCAACUGAAAAUUUGAAAGAAUUAUUGUUACGCUGUACUUUUAAUGUCCAGUUCAGUUUCAAUAAUGAAAUAUAUAGACAAAGGGAUGGGAUCGCAAUGGGGUCUCCAUUGGGUCCAAUUUUAGCAGACUGUUUCAUGGCAAAAGUAGAAAACGACCAACUCCGUUCAAUGAUCAAUCGAUUCCACCUGUACGUGAGAUACAUGGACGACACGUUUGUUGUUUGUGACAAUAAUAUUGAUUUAGAUGAUAUUCUACAUACCUUUAACUCGUGCCACCCUUCCAUAGACUUCACGUUAGAAAGGGAACAAGACCAAUCAAUUCCUUUUCUCGAUGUACGUCUGAUGAGAACGAGUAAUGGUUCUUUAAAAAGAUCCAUCUUUAGAAAACAAACAUGGAAUGGCCAGCUAACCAACUUCUAUAGCUGGGUUCCGUUAAGUAGGAAGAGAAACCUUAUCCAUUCUUUAUGCCAUCGCAUACAUCACAUAUGCAGUACGGAAUGCAUUAACGAAGAACUCGCAUUCCUGAAGAAGACUUUAACGGAAAAUGGUUACCCAGAACGGUUCGUAGAAAAGAAUAUGAAUAAAAGUAGUCGCGAGAAGAAUUCUAGUUGUUCCGUUCCAAAGAAAAACCUUUAUAUAAGUCUGGAAUUUAAAGGUGACCGAACAUCGGACGUAAUCAAAAACCGUCUAACAACAACUAUUAGAAGAACAUUUAACGCGGCAAAACUGCGAAUAUCCUUCACUAGUAGAAACUUAUUUUCUGUAUCCAUAAAAGAUAAGCUCCCGCGUCUGGUCGCCUCCAUGUGCAUCUACCAGUUCACCUGCUCUUGUGGAGCAAGGUACAUUGGCCGUAGCCAGCGCUCGCUUUCAACUCGGAUACGAGAACAUAUCCCAGCCUGGUUCUAUAAGGGUGAAAGGAAAGCAAUUAGGAGUUCUAUUCUUGAACACCUAAUCGACUAUAACCAUUCAACAGAUCCACAAAUUGAUUUUAAGGUUGUUUAUAUGAUUCGUUCAAAUCUACCCAGAUUUCUUCGUAUACAACUUUUAAAAAUAGCCGAAGCUCUUGCCAUCCAGGAGCUUAAACCAGAACUAUGCGUACAAAAGAAGUACAUCUUAUCGUUAUCAUUACCUUGGCCUUAAUUAGUUUGAUUAUCCUAUCAUUAUUAUUAUUAUUAUUAUUAUU
Molecule: messenger RNA, 1543 nt
Organism: Schistosoma curassoni
Lineage: Eukaryota; Metazoa; Platyhelminthes; Trematoda; Strigeidida; Schistosomatidae
Source: the annotation of a GenBank genome assembly